Eimeria tenella is the source of this 1068-nucleotide messenger RNA. RefSeq lists its product as uncharacterized. The transcript has 2 exons. The record is from RefSeq and is a predicted model, not a curated record. NCBI's taxonomy places the organism in Eukaryota, Apicomplexa, Conoidasida, Eucoccidiorida, Eimeriidae. Bases 1 to 1068 code for a protein of 355 amino acids.
AUGCAGCGCACUGAGGUGUACAGACACCUCAGAAAGCUAGACUUAGGGGGCAAUGACCUCUGCGGCACGGAUUUGCUGCUGCCGAUCCUUUCUGCCUUCAUUGCUGAUGCAGCAGCAGCAGCAAACCGCCUCAGCUGCAUCAGUUUGCAGUCAAACGACCUCGGCCCUGCUGCACUUGCUGCUGCUGCUGCUGCUGCUGCUGUCUACACCAACCAGCGCAGCCGCAUUCUCCAAGCGCAAGUUGCAGCAAGGGAAGCUGCUGCAGCAAGAGAAGCCGCUGUGAGAGCAAGAGCAGCAGCAGCAGCAGCUGCUGCUGCUGCAGCAGAAGAGUCCUCUACAUCACCUGUAGCUGCAGCAGCACCAGAAGAAGCGCUUGGCUCCUCUGCAGCAGCGGCAGCAGCCUCUGCUGCUGCUUCUGAUGCUGAGGUUUGCUGCCGCAGGCAGCAAGUCCAGCAUCACCGACCCUUUGGAUGCGACUCCCUAAUGUCUUGCUUCAGCAGCACCAGCAGCAGCGGCAGCAGCAGCAUCAGCAGCGAGUACCGCCCUGUUUGCUGCAGUUUGUUAGUGGACAUGCGAGACAACCCUCGCUGCAACGGCCGCAGCAGCGGCAGCAGCAGCAUAGUUGGCUCUGCAGCAGCAAGUGGGAGCAGUUCAUUUUAUGGGUCGACCAGCAGCAGCAGCAGCAGCAGCAGCGGCAGCAGCUCCUCUCCCGAUGCUGCUGUGGGCCAGUGCACCCCGGGCGCCUCGCCCGGAGCAGCAGCAGCAGCAGCCGCUGCUGCUGCUGCUGCGGCAGAACGAGACUCUCCUAGCUGCCUCAAAAGCGGCAGCACAAGCCCCACAAGCACUGGCAGCAACCGCAGCGGCGGCUGCUGCCGCUGCUGCUGCAUAGUGCUGCACGACGACUCUCCAGAGGCAGCAGCAGCUGCAGCAGAUGCUGCUGCUGCUGCAGUCCCACAAGCUGAGCGUCGCAAGAGGAGCAGAGGGAAGCCAGACGACACCAAGCGCACUGUGCUGCUGCUGCUGUUGCUGCCGCUGCUGCUGCGGCUACUGCUGAUGCUAUGCUGCUGA